CAUACCCUGGUGUGUCAGACUAAAGUAUAAAAGAGCAUAGGGUGUAGCUGUGAGCUCCAGCAUCCACACUACCAUUUGCUAACGAGGCAAAAGAGUAUUCACUGAUCCGGUCCCUGAUAUGAUCAGCAGCAGCUCACGGAGAGACAUGCGUCUGUUUUCCAUCCCCAUCUGCGGUCUCCUCCUCCUCAUAAACCUACAGUUGUCCAGCACGUAUCCCACCGGCAAGGGCCUGACUGACACCGAUAUGGACAUUUUAAAGGUCCUCCUGCACAGACUUGAGGAGUCGGCGUCAGAGCAGAGCGCGCUGGACCAGAGAGGCCCGGCGGACAUGGACAGUCCCCUCAGCCAAAGCCCGGAAGAUGCUGCCGAGGAGCAGCCUCAAAUGGGACUAGACGAAGCGGAGAUCAGGGAGUUUCUGUCCGCCAAGAACCUGAAGAGCCUCCGCAACGACUCCUCCAGGAGAUCCUCCGGCUGCUUCGGCCGGCGGAUGGACAGAAUAGGCUCAAUGAGCUCUCUGGGCUGCAACACCAUUGGCAGAUACAAUCCAAAGUGAAGACGAAGUCUUACAUCUAAAAUCUGGAACUGCGACGUCUGUACCAAAAUUUAUUUUUAUCUGAAUACUAUUUAUUUACUAAUAUUUAUUGGAGAUUGUUUUGGCUUCCAAUAGUAUUUAUUUGAAAUCCAUGUGAUACCGUUCUUUAUGUACUGU
Molecule: messenger RNA, 709 nt
Organism: Menidia menidia (Atlantic silverside)
Lineage: Eukaryota; Metazoa; Chordata; Actinopteri; Atheriniformes; Atherinopsidae
Source: the annotation of a GenBank genome assembly